Phyllopteryx taeniolatus (common seadragon) is the source of this 2504-nucleotide messenger RNA. It is a transcript of the gene mfap2, whose product is annotated as microfibril associated protein 2. Gene Ontology annotation, cellular component: microfibril. The record is from RefSeq and is a predicted model, not a curated record. NCBI's taxonomy places the organism in Eukaryota, Metazoa, Chordata, Actinopteri, Syngnathiformes, Syngnathidae. The coding region runs from base 153 to 659 and encodes 168 amino acids. The transcript is spliced from 9 exons. Gene Ontology annotation, biological process: embryonic eye morphogenesis.
GAGGCCGGACGGGGAGGAGACUUGACAUGCGGGGUGGUGCAAUGUGGCGCUGCAAAAUCCUCCAGCACUCACGGGGCGCAUGAAGGUGGCGGACAGUCGCAGCACAUUGAUCCAAAGUUUUUGAGAGAGUCUGACUACCUCCCAGAGCGACCAUGAGAGCCCUCCUCUUGAUAUGCAUGCCAGUUGUGCUGCUUGCCCAGGCUCAGUACGAGGAAUCUAUUCCUUUUCUCGAUGACUAUGGACUUGAUUAUUUACCAGAAAAUCCAAAUUCUGAGAAUCAUGAUUCUGUUCCCGAAAACUACCAGCAGCAGGCCCGAUUCGAACCCGUGAUCCGUCCAGAAAAAACCGAGACGGAUUUGGAGACGGAGCCCACGGAGCCCGGUCCUCUCGAUUGCAGAGAGGAGCAGUAUCCGUGCACUAGACUCUAUUCCGUGCACAAACCAUGCAAGCAGUGCCUGAACAGUCUCUGCUUUUACAGUCUGAGGCGUGUGUACGUCAUCAACAGGGAGGUGUGCGUGAGGACCGUGUGUGCACAUGAAGAGCUGCUGAGAGUGGACCUGUGUCGGGACCAGUUCUCACGCUGCGGCGUGGCGGCGCUGAGCGGCCACUGCGGAUCCGUGGGGGCAAGCUGCGGGAAGAGCUGCGGUGGUGGCUGCUGAUGAUGGAGACCCAACCGAACAACGACCGCCAUCUACAACUCUUGUUCUUCUUCACUGAUGUGCUUUUAAAUGCAGUGUUUCCCAACCUUUAUUUAGCCAAGGCACAUAUUUCGCAUUAGAAUAACCUCGCAACAGAUGACCAAACAAAAAUGUCACAAAUGGUAUACAAAGUGGAUACCCUCAUUUUUUUUUUUUAGUAGCUGUUUAUGUGCCCAAAGCUAUGACAGAAUUGCUUUGACACCAUUUGGUGGCAUCUUGGUGCCAAGGAAAUAUGAUAAUGUGAGUUGAGGCGCUUCAUUCACACAAAAUCUCCUGGCGCCAUCUUAUGAUAUUUAUAGGCCAUUACAGUACAGUAUAACCCUUUUUUACGGGGUACAUCAAUUCCACUAGUGCCUUGAGAUACAAUUUUAAUUUGUUCCAUGACCCGCUUGCAUCUCAACAUACGCAAAGCAUCUUGAGCCAUUGAAAUCAAUGGAAAUGCGAUUAAUCCGUUCCAGCCCCUUAAAGAACACCCCAAAUUAUUUUUUAACAUAUAUUUUCACAUGAAAAAUUAUACUCAACAGUAUUGUGCUCUAUAAAAACACACAGUAAUGACAUUUGCUCUCCACAUAACCUGCAAAGACGGAAAAUGCAAGCACAAAACACAAUGGUACCUAAUGUAUUGUCUUUACUGGCUCUCCUGUGGGGUCUAUUGCUGGUUGGCAAAUCAUAAUGGUGCAUUACCACCACCAACUGAUAGUGCCCUUCUACUGAAACCAAUGUGAAUUGAUGGUGGCUUGAUGUGAUAAAAAAAUAAUAAUAAUAAAUUGGCUAAGUAAUGGUUCAUAUAUUGAAAAAUAAACCAAUGUAAGUCAAGGCACCUGUAUCUCAAGGUAUUACAGUGGGAAAAGCUGUGAAUAAUUGACACUCAUUAUAUAAUGAUUUUUUUUUUUCUUACAAACACCACCCCCCUGACCCUAAAACAAAAAAAAUGUGAAUAAGCAGGGGGAUCAGAUUUUUUAAAAAUGCAAAACAAGUGGGGGAUCUGGAACAAGUACUGCGACUAAGCAGGGGUUUCUUAGGUGAAUGAUGCUAAAAUGCGAAUGUACAGGGGUCCACUCUACUUUAUUACUUACUGUGUACUUACUGCUGGCAUGGCUCGGUCCUUAUCGCCCGCAAAUAGCGGGGGAUUCACUGUAUGCUGAGAAAACGAUGAUCUCGUCACUCACACAUUUACUUGUGCGUGCCUGUUUAGUUGAGCGCAAAGCUAUUAUUCUGUUGUACAAAUAGCAUCAGGUGGAUACACAGGUUAAUUUGACCUUCUGCCUUAUUGUGGAAGAGCAUUCAAUUGUUCAGCCUGUCACUAUACGUCAUUAGCAUAGCUAGAUGAACAAAGACACAUUAUUUGUAGUAAAUAAUUUUCAGUCCAAUAAUUGCCCGUGGCACACCUGAUGAUCUAGUGGUUGGGAAUCACUGCUAUAAUGUCAACGCUUCUAUUUCUCACAUACCACAGUUUGCCUUUCCCCUCCCACCUGUGUGUAUCGAUCAGUAUACUCCAAAGAAGCUUGAUGAUUGUACAAAUCACUGGUGCUAUAAACUCAUCACACUGGUGCUGUAUUGGAGAUGCGACUAGCUGCGGAGACCUCUCAGUUUGUUUUGCAUACUGUACCGUAUUAAUCGCAUGCUUUGUGUUUUGUUGUUUUCUUAUACUGUACUUAAAAAAAAUGUUGUUUUUUUUUAAAAAGUCCUUCGGUCAAAGCAGUCGCUGACAUCAGCCAAGAAGAUGACCUCAGCUUUGAGAAGGCUCCUCACAAAGCGCUACUGCUGCUUUGUAAAACUACCACAAUUAAAAGAUAAUAAAAGAUG